Messenger RNA from Ipomoea nil (Japanese morning glory), 3839 nucleotides. Its product is annotated as protein FAM135B-like. NCBI's taxonomy places the organism in Eukaryota, Viridiplantae, Streptophyta, Magnoliopsida, Solanales, Convolvulaceae. The coding region runs from base 955 to 3333 and encodes 792 amino acids. The record is from RefSeq and is a predicted model, not a curated record. The transcript is spliced from 16 exons.
AGCAGUGUUCGUUUUCUUUUCCGCCAAAAAUAAAAGAAGAAAGAACAAUGGUAGCAGUGGUGCAAGUUCAAGCAGCGACUUCCUAAACAAUGCCGAGGCAGCGACGAUGAAGCAACUAGGGUUAGUGGCAGCAGCACAGCUUCUCCAUAACAACGACCUUCUUCUCCGGUGAAGCAUCACACAGUUUGAACUCUUUACUGUUUUAUUGAGAAAUAACUUGGAGGAGGCGCGAAGAGGAGAAGGGAUGGCGCGGACGAAAGAAGGUUGAGGAAAUGAAACCUGGACAAGGAAAUAACUUGGGGCGAGGGAUUUCGCCUUUUGUGGGCAAGGAAAUGAAACCUGAAUGGAGCUCGGUAAUCAAUUUUGUCAUUCCUUAGGUAUUUCAUCGCCAUUGCUUGAGUUUUUAAAAUGGAAACCAAAAACCACUUUAACCUUUGAUUCCGAUUGGCAUCUUCAAACGUGGUGAACCACCACGCCCCGUGUUUGAGCUCUUUCACCGCCGAACAGCCACCAUUAUCGCCGCCUUCCACGACCCUAUUCAGCAAUUUGUCACGUUGCAUGUUCAUAGUUUAUCCUCUUUACCACCUUGCGACGCUGACUAUCAUUGCUUCUCGCCAGCGGAACAAGAAUAUGGAAAAACAGGGCACUCCAUUUUAGGAAUUUGCCCGCCUAAGCUAUUAAUGAAUAAUGAUGCUCCCAUGCUUAACAACUUCAGGAAGGCUUACCUUUUACAGUGAAUUUACAAUUUUCUUCACUGGGUGUGAACCAUAUAGUUUUCUUAGCAGUAAACCAAGCCAAAUUGCACUGGCAUUUGAGUAAAACCAAUUUCGAUGCAAAGUGUUAGAAUUUUCAAGAGCCAUUAUAAAUGUUUGUCAGAUUUUGAGGUUUUCAAUGGAUAAUAGCUGAUCUUGUCAAAGCAACCCCAGUUUACCCUAAUAAGAUUAAAUAGUACUGAUGCUAGCUGCACCGCUUUUCCCAAUGCACAUACUACAACAGCCAGCAAUGCAGAAGUCAAAUUAUAAUGCUAAACUUAAGCAUAGAAAGCCGCAGCAGCAGAUGUUGGAGGCUGCUCAGGAGAUUGCCAUUUAUAUUCAUCGGUUUCACAAUCUUGACCUGUUCCAGCAAGGAUGGUAUCAGAUUAAGAUUACAAUGAGAUGGGAGGAUGGCAUUUCUGAUUCAGUUGGAACUCCAUCACGAGUUGUUCAGUAUGAAGCUCCUGACUCCAGUUCUGAUAAUGUAUAUGGAGUGUGGAGGAUUGAUGACAAAGACCACAGUUUCUACACACCACCUUUCAGAAUAAGAUAUGCAAGGCAGGAUAUCCUUCUCUUAUUGAUGGUCUCUUUCAACUUAUCUCUUGCCGAAUAUGAGGGACCAUCUUCAUCUGCCGUUAUUCUGAAAUUUGAGCUCUUGUAUGCGCCUGUGUCGGAGAACAGGUGUGAUUUGCAGGGCUCAUUAGACAUAUGUCCCACUGCAGUCCAUGAAUUUCGAAUUCCUCCUAAGGCUCUUCUUGGACUCCAUUCUUAUUGCCCUGUUCAUUUUGAUGCUUUCCAUGCUGUACUCGUUGAUGUAAGUGUACACAUCUGCCUAUUGCGAAGUGGUUUGCACACCUCCUCAUCAAACGGGCCAAGCGGUUCUUGCAAGAAUAAUGUUGCAGUUGAAGACUAUGAUAAGUCAAAGCAAGCAAUACUUGUUAAAGGAUUUUUGAAUGCUCGUGACAUACUUCUUGAAGAGCUACAAAAAAUCAGCAAGGCUAUUAAUCAGGCUAUCAAUGUAAAUGAUUUUGCUUCUAAACAUGAGGUUAAAGAAUUGUUAAGUUUCCCCACAGAUGCAGAUUCAGCAAUAGAUGCGAAUGCAGUUUCAGGACAGGCUCAAAGCAAAAGGCAGCAUGUUUCUAAGAAACCAAACAACAUAUCUGAAGAAGUCCUGCAUUCUCUACCUACUGAGGAACUGCUCAGCCUGUUUAUUUGCUUUGGCAAUCAAGUUGUUUACUUAUGGGGUGUAUUUCAGAAGUUUCACAGGGCUCACAAAACAUCAAUUCUGGAUUUCCUUAGAGAACAAUGGGCUAUUGAUCGAAGAACAGAAUGGUCAAUAUGGAUGAUCUAUUCUAAUGUUGAGAUGCCACACCAAUACAUAAGUAGUGAUGUUGAUAAAUCGUUUUACCUUCGUACUCAUGGAAGAGCACGUGUUCUGAAGAAGCUUACUGAAGAUCCUGCUCAUGCUGCAGCUAUGCGUGCUGAUCUUCACCGGCGGAGUAUAGCACAAAUGAGAAUUAAUCAUUCUUCGAUUCAAGACAUGCACAUAUUUGGAGAUCCAUCACGCAUUCCAAUUGUGACUGUAGAACGUGUUAUAAAUGCACCAUUGCGCACAACAAGUGGUUUUUCAUAUUUCAUUCAUAGGGAGGCAAAGGAUACUAACAUCGCAGAUUCUGGGUUUGGCUCUAAAGCUAUAAAUAAAUUAACUGAUGGAAGCCCAAGGCAAAAUGCUCGUGUUCUAAAAGUUGUUGUCUUCGUCCAUGGAUUUCAGGGACAUCAUUUAGACUUACGGCUCAUAAGGAAUCAGUGGCUUUUGAUAGAUCCUAAGACAGAGUUUCUUAUGUCAGAGGUCAAUGAAGAGAAGACCUCUAGCGACUUCAGGGAAAUGGGAUUUAGGUUGGCUCAGGAGGUAACUUCUUUCAUUAGAAAGAAGAUGGACAAGGCAACCAAAUCUGGAAAUCUAAAAAGCAUUAAACUUAGCUUUGUCGGACAUUCCAUUGGAAAUAUCAUAUUAAGAACUGCAUUAACAGAGAAUGUAAUUGAACCUUAUCUCAGAUAUCUGUAUACAUAUGUUUCUGUUUCUGGCCCACAUCUUGGUUACUUGUAUAGUUCAAAUUCUUUAUUCAAUUCUGGCCUGUGGCUUUUGAAGAAGCUCAAGAGCACGCAGUGUAUCCAUCAACUUACCUUUACAGAUGACCCUGAUUUGAAAAAUACAUUCUUAUACAAGCUUAGCAAGCAAAAAACCUUGGAGAAAUUCAGGAACAUUGUUCUGUUGUCUUCACCACAGGACGGUUACGUUCCAUAUCACUCUGCUAGGAUUGAGAUGUGCCUAGCAUCUUCAGGGGACAAGUCAAAGAAGGGAAUUAUAUUCCUGGAGAUGCUCAACAAUUGCAUGGACCAGAUACGUGCCCCGUCAUUUGACCAUCGAGUUUUCAUGCGAUGCGAUGUUUGUUUUGAUACAACAUUGCAAGGGAAGAAGAGCUUGAACACAAUGAUUGGGAGGGCAGCUCAUAUCGAGUUCCUGGAAUCUGAUGCUUUUGCUAAAUUUAUACUGUGGUCAUUCCCGGAGUUAUUCUAUUAAGGCCACUUCAAUAGGGUGAUAUACUGAUAAAUUCCUGCCUAAGUGCCCUAUACUGUCCAUAGCUGCUUCCAAACCUCUUAUUGACUCGAGGACUCGAGCUACCCAGAGUUCUUGAUCCCGGGAUCAUAUUAACUGUGCAGGGACACGAAGGCAUCGGGUUGCUUACUGUUCUGCAGCAUGCCGGCAUUCCAAUCAGCAAACUGAUUACUUCAGUGCUUUUACCCCAAGAUCAAAGACCCAGAAAUGUUCUCAGAUUCAGAAUAGUUUUGUGAAACCUGGCAUGAUGGUGGGUUCAGGUCUAUAGAUUCUGCAGCUUUUGUGCAGUGUAAAUCAUAUUCAUCACAAAAAAUAACUGUUGCAUUUGAAGUGCUUGGGAACCUAAAAAUUUGUGGGCUUAUGUUAUUCUCAGUAAACCUAGUCAUUACAACAUCAAAAUUCAGAUUAGUCCUUGUAAUAUAAGAUUUAUUCUUUUGUAUGUAUAUUAUUCUUUUGUUGUUGAAGUUUUA